Molecule: messenger RNA, 4795 nt
Organism: Chinchilla lanigera (long-tailed chinchilla)
Lineage: Eukaryota; Metazoa; Chordata; Mammalia; Rodentia; Chinchillidae
Product: guanylate cyclase 2G-like
Exons: 22
Coding region: 1-3324 (1107 amino acids)
Biological process (GO): intracellular signal transduction; receptor guanylyl cyclase signaling pathway; cGMP biosynthetic process
Cellular component (GO): membrane
Molecular function (GO): peptide receptor activity; ATP binding; protein kinase activity
Source: RefSeq, a predicted model, not a curated record
AUGGCUCCCAGGAUAGGUCCCAAGGCUUCUCUAGAAGCAAGGCUUUGUUGGGGGACUGAAUGUCAUGUAGACCACAUGACACUAGUGUUGAUGCUGUUUGCCUCUAUGCUGGUGACUUGCCUUGAAGCAGCUAAACUUACUGUGGGCUUCCAUGCCCCCUGGAACAUCUCCUACCCAUUCAGUGUGCAGAAACUCGGGGCAGGCCUCCAGAUUGCCAUGGACAAGGUCAACGCAAAGCCAAUGGGGCUUGGAAACUUCAGCUGGGAGUUCACUUCUACCAACUCAUCCUGCAGCGCCAAGGAGUCUCUUGCUGUUUUCAUCAACCAGGUGCAGAAAGAACAGAUUUCUGCCCUGUUUGGACCAGCGUGCCCAGAAGCAGCCAAGGUUAUUGGCUUGUUGGCCUCUGAGUGGAACAUCCCCAUGUUUGACUUUGUUGGACAAAUGGCGAUACUGGAAAACCAUUACUUGUACGACACCUGUGUGACACUUGUGCCACCCAAGCAGGAAAUUGGUGAUGUGCUCCAGAAAAGUCUCCAAUACCUGGGCUGGAGACACAUUGGCAUGUUUGGAAGCUACUCUGGGGCUUCAUCUUGGGAUGAAUUGGAUGAGCUGUGGAGGGUUGUAGAGGAAGAACUUCAGUCGCAUUUCAUCAUCACUGCCAGCAUGAGAUACACCAGCCAUGACCCAGCCCUCCUCCAGGAGGGCCUCAGAAACAUGUCAUCACUGGCCAGGGUUAUCAUCUUAAUCUGCAGCUCAGAGGAUGCAAAGAUUAUUCUGCUGGCUGCAGAGAACCUGGGACUCAACACUGGAGAAUUUGUCUUCAUCAUUUUGCAGCAGCUGGAGGACAGAUUUUGGAAGGAACUGUUGACAAAUCAGAAGGUGACACACUUGCCGAUUGUCUAUGAGUCGGUGUUUCUCAUCGCCCUCAGCUCCUAUGCGCAAGGCUCCGAAGAGGACGACUUCUUCAGACAAGUGUACCAAAGGCUGAGGGCGCCCCCCUUCUGCAGCGCCAUAGCCUCGGAGGAGCAGGUGAGCCCCUACUCUGCCUACCUGCACGAUGCCCUUCUGCUCUACGCUUGGAUGGUGGAAGAGAUGAUAAGGGCUGGGAGAGACUUUCGAGAUGGGCGGCAGCUGCUCAGCACCCUGAAAGCCAAUCAGAUCCCCCUGCAGGGAAUAACUGGCCCUGUGCUUGUGGACUCUCAGGGAGAAAGGCACAUGGAUUACUUUGUCUAUGCCCUACAGAAAGCUGGAAAUGGAUCGCUUUUUCUUCCUUUUCUUCAUUACGACAGCUAUGAGAAAGUGAUCAGGCCCUUGAGGAAUUUCUCCAAUAUUACUUGGCCCCAUGGCUUCCUUCUUGAAAAUGGACUCAGACCUGGCUGUGGAUUUUACAAUGAGCUCUGCAAAGCAGAGGCUACUUUCACGGGUCUGAAUAACAACUGUCUCUCCCGUCCAGGUGUGGCUGUUGUGCUUCUCACCCUGGUGCUUCUGGUUACUGUCUUGGGAGCUGCCAUUGCAGGUCUGGCUCUACGGAUUCAGCGGGGAAGGCUGCAGAGCCGAAAUAAAGACCCCUGGUGGCAAAUCAACUAUGAGAACAUCACUAUUCUGCCCCAGAACAAGCCAUCAGAGAGAGGCACAGUUGUGUCCAGAGGUGACCACAGCAAUGUGUCCAGUGGGAUGAGUUCGGUGGACCUCUGCUACUUUGUCAAGAGCCAGCAGGGGGAAGAGCUCUUUUCUGCCCCAGUAGGGCUUUACCAGGGAAACCAUGUAGCCAUCCACUAUGCUGGCGACCAAGCGGAUGCCUGGAUUAGGAAGCCGACUGUGCUGCAGGAAGUCCGUCUGAUGUGUGAAUUAAGACAUGAAAACAUUGUGUCCUUCUUUGGUGUUUGCACAGAACCACCUAACAUCUGUCUUGUCACCCAGUAUUGCAGAAAAGGAAGCCUUAAGGAUGUUCUGAGAAACUCAGAUCGUGAAAUGGAUUGGAUAUUCAAAAUGUCAUUUGCAUAUGACAUAGUCAAUGGCAUGCUGUUCCUCCACAGGAGCCCACUGGGGUCCCACGGCAACCUGAAACCUUCCAACUGCCUGGUGGACGGUUGCAUGCAGGUGAAGCUGUCCGGAUUUGGGCUGUGGGAGUUCAAGUAUGGCCAUACACACAGACCACACAACAAGAAAAUCAUUGCCCACACAGAGCUCUACUGGACGGCACCGGAGCUCCUGCGGCUUCCCGAGGCGCCCUGGCAGGGCACUCAGAAGGGAGACGUCUAUAGCUUCGGCGUUCUCCUGAGGGACCUGAUCCACCACCAGCACCGCGGGCCCUUUGAGGACCUUGACGAGGCGCCGGACGAAAUCAUCAAGCAGAUCAGAGAGCCCACAGCAGCCGGGCCGCUGCGACCUUCCCUGUGCGAGGAGAAGGGCGAUGACAAGAUCAUGGUCGUGGUGAGGGCCUGCUGGGAGGAAUCCCCGGAUGAAAGGCCCACGUUCGCUUCCAUCAAGAAAGCUUUACGAGAAGCCAGUCCCAACGGCCAGGUGAACAUCCUAGACAGUCUGAUGGGCAAGCUGGAAGUGUACGCCAGUCACCUGGAGGAAGUGGUGGAAGAGAGGACCAGCCAGCUGAUGGCAGAGAAGAGGAAGGUGGAGAAGCUGCUGUCCACCAUGUUGCCCAGCUUCAUUGGAGAACAACUCAUCGCUGGAAAGUCUGUGGAACCGGAAUUGUUUGAGUCUGUGACAAUCUUUUUCUCCGACAUCGUUGGGUUCACAAAGCUGUGUUCCUUCAGCUCCCCCUUGCAAGUGGUGAAACUCCUCAAUGACCUGUACAGUUUAUUUGAUCGCAUCAUUGAAACCUACGAUGUGUACAAGGUGGAAACCAUUGGAGAUGCUUACAUGGUGGCUAGCGGACUUCCCAUCCGCAAUGGGACCCAACACGUUGACCAGAUUGCCACCAUGGCCCUGCACUUCCUCAGUGCCACCCUCCACUUCCAGAUUGGGCACAUGCCUGAGGAGAAGCUCAAGAUCCGGAUUGGCCUCCAUACAGGUCCUGUGGUGGCUGGCGUGGUGGGAAUCACCAUGCCCAGAUACUGUCUAUUUGGUGACACCGUGAACAUGGCAUCCAGAAUGGAAAGCAGCAGUUUGCCUCUCCGGAUCCAUGUCUCUCAAAGCACUGCGGGCGCCCUGCUGGCCAUGGGAGGGUACCAUCUGCAAAGGAGAGGCACCAUUCUGGUCAAGGGCAAAGGAGAACAAAUAACUUUCUGGCUGAAAGGCAAAGAAGGCUUCAUGAUUCCGCUCCCUGAGUUUACUGAGGAAGAAGCUAAAGUCCCGGAGAUCUUGUGAGCUCCUCGCAUCCAGAUAGCUUCCACGCGGUUGCUCCUGAAUACGGCAAGGCAAUCGGAAUGAGAUCUUUUGGGGCUGAACCUCCCAUGACUGAAGAAGUGAGAACCAAUGAGACCAGUUAGGUCAGGUCUGCUUUCUUUCUGGCCCUCAGGUCUGCCUUUGUGGAGAUGUUUCUGAGUCCUGCAUUAGGAAAUGAACUACCUUCUGAUCUAUUGGAGGACUUUGAUACCAGAUUUUAACAAAAAGCAUGGUGGAUUCUUGCUUUUUCUUCAGGAAAUGGGCUGGGAGAAGCACUUUCCCAAAUCAUCCCAUCUUUACUGAGCGCCCAGCACCCCCAUUUGCAGUAUUUUGUUCCCCUGCAUCUCAAGAGUGAAUUCCACAGCUCUCACAGACUUGUUUCUUGAAUACAGUUCUGUUUUAAUUGUGACAGGUUCUGCUCCUCCCCACAGGCCCUCAGCACCCAGGACUGACAGCUUGAGGCUUAUUUAGAAGGAGGGAUGGAAGAAAGCAUUUACAUGAGGGGUGCCCAGGCACUUUUCCCUUCUGCUUCAGCAUGGAGACAACAGGCCGGAGUUUAUCUCUUCAUUUUCUGUACCUUCUUCCUUUGUGUAGGAUCCUGGCUUCUGGAUCCCACAUACUUUGGUCAACUGUGAAAGAACAUGUCUACCUCUGCUAUGAGGACUCUUAAAGAGAUAGGCCAUCCACAUCCAUCCAUCCAUCCAUCCAUCUGAACAUUUCAUUAAUUCAAGAGGCAUUUAAUAAGGAUUUAUUCCACGCUGGGGGGAGGCACAAGAGAAUAUGCAACAUUUCUUGAUCUUUAUCUCACAAUUUAGAUGGGAGAGGAUGCAGCAGGAAUGCAGGACUAGAGACUAACAGAUCUGUGAACAUAAGUAAAGUAAUCAAGCAAUCCAGUAGUGUUACAUGAAAUGCAUAUUUGAAAAUAAUAUUCAGAUACAGAGAUGGACUUGGGUGAGUUAAUUGUCUAUCAUUAUCUCAUCUCUGUAUUCGUAUUAAAGGUGUGUGUGUGUUUCUUUCCAGCCCUAGUCCACAUGCUUGCAGAAGUUGUCUUCAUAUAAUACAGAUUUUAAUUCUGCCUUCUUCGUUGAACAUUUUAGCACAAAUGCACACAUGAAACUUACACACAUAUGUAUAUACAGACACUCAUGCAUACACACAUACACACACACACACACACACACAUAUACAUAACAGUGGCACACAUGGGGUGGGGUGUAGUGCCAGAGUGACAGAGUAUUAGGGAUAGACACCAGGAAUUUUGGUAAGCUUAGUUUCCUAAACUCUACAUCCAGUGUUUUUUCUUUGUAAACCAAGGAUACCUAAGGGAGACUGUAUGUAUGUAUUCUCCUCUUAUUAAUGUCUGUUUUAUUUUUAGCACUAAGAAGAUUUUACAAGAGAUUAUUUUGAGGAUGCUUUAUCUUAAUCCCUCAAUAAAAAUGUUAUAAGACAGGAA